AGAGGCUGUAGCCAGCCGCAGGCGGGAGCCCUCGGAGCUGGGGAGCAGGACCCCUAACGCCCCCGCACUCUCCCCGGCCGCCGGGGGAGCCCAGGUCCCGGAGUAGCUCGAAGGGCGCAGCCUGCGCUCCGGGCCACAAGAAGGGCCGGGAGCACAGCCCGGUGCUGCAGCACAGCCCGCCUCUGUCCCCCGUUAGCCCGGGGAUGCCGGAGCAGCAGGUCCUCCGUGAGCUGGUGGCUUAGCAGCACCAUCCUUUGCAGGGGACGCCGCCGGUUCUUUGGCGGGGGCAGCCCUGGGGUGCGGGCUGAGCCCGGGCUGCAGGCUUUGUCGGACAGCCAUCAAGGCGCCUUCGAUUUGUGCGUGGCUGCGAUUGCCUUUUCCUCCCCAUUGGGAUUCCUUUAGCUGCUGCCCCGCCGCCGCCGCCUCCUGGGAUGUGAGGCCGGAGGGAUGGAGAAGAUGGAUGCAGGCAAAUGGCAGCAGCGCAUCUCCCGUUUGCAGAGGAGGCUCCCAGGAGCCGCAGCAAUGCAGCGGUUCUGUGGUGGGCUCUCCGGGAGACCCGAGCUCUGCCGCGGGGAGACGGCAGGGCAGUGAUCGCUCACAAACCCAGCCCUUUGUGUCUAGGAGGGUCUGAGCAGCCGCUGUGAUUUGUAUUAAAUUCAUUUUUUUCUGAUGAAAAUGGAGCCGGAUUUGUUAAUGACUCUCUCAGACCCAGGGAGCAAAUCGGAGCGGGCAUCGCUGCUGACUCUGUUUGCCGAGCAGAAUGGGAGGUAUCUCAUCAUGGAGCAGAGAGGGCAGCUGCCUAGCCCAGACCUGGUACUGGUCCCCAGAGAGACGCCCCCGGACGCCCCUUUGUUCCUGGGGCCCUCUUUACAAGAGAUGGAGAGCGGGCCAGUGGUGCUAGAGCAGGUUUUGGGGGAGAUGAAGCUAUCCAGGCUAGAUCCUACGCUGUUCUCAGAUAGGCCCAUUGAGUAUUUAUACCGCAUGGAAAAGCAGGAGAACGGCCUCUUGGACCAAGACACGACCGACCCAAUCAGCGACCUGGAACAAGAGUCAGGUGCAGGUGAUAAUCAUCAUGGUUGCCCCCAGAGUGAUUUUGAUUUGAACCUUUCUCUGGUGCAGGGUGCACUGGCCUCUGCUCAGAUCACAGAUUUGGAGGAGCAGUUCUUCUCUCUUGUGCUGGACCAGGCUGUUUCUUCUCCUUUUCGGGAUUUACAACUCAGGAGUGCUGGGCUAAGUCCAGAGGAUUCAAACAAGGGAGAAAGCUUUCCUGAAAGCAGCGAAAUCCUGCAAGCAGAAGGGGAGUUUUACUUAAGAAUGGAGACCUCCCAGGAGGAGAACCACUCUGAAGGACUCACUCCCACUUCCCCUUGGACUAAAGACACAGAAGAUUACAUAUCCCAAAGCUGCCAGGAGACACUUUCCUUAAGUACCCAGGAUUUGUCCCAGAUUGACAAGGACAUGGACCUCUUCCCCACUUUCCAUUCCUCUAGCAACCUGAGCCAGCCCCCGGAGUUUGCCCAGCCUGAUUCCAUAACUAAUGACUCUCCAGGCUGUCAAGAAGAGGAGCCCCGUCUCCGAGCUGUGUUUGAUGCCCUAGACCGAGAUGGGGAUGGCUUUGUGCGGAUAGAGGAGUUUGUUCAGUUUGCUACAGUUUAUGGCGCAGAACAGGUGAAGGACCUAACAAAAUAUCUAGACCCCAGUGGACUUGGAGUAAUCAGCUUUGAAGACUUCUAUAGGGGAAUCAGUGCUAUCAGAAAUGGAGAUUCUGACAGCCAGUUGUAUGAGAUGGGGUAUACCCAUGAAGAGGAACCUUCUGUCUGUCCUGAUGAGUUUGAUGACUUCGUCACGUUUGAGGCAAAUGAGGUGACUGACAGCGCCUACAUGGGCUCAGAGAGCACUUACAGCGAGUGUGAAACCUUCACAGAUGAGGACACUGGCACGCUGGUACAUCCCGAGAUGCACGAUGAAGUAGAAACGGACAGUGCUGUUGAUUCCACGGUGCACUCAGAGUUCACCGAUCCUAUAGAGGAUCCAGAGAAUGGAUCCCAUCCACAGGACCUGCCCUUGAGCUCAGACCUCAACAAUCACUCCAUCGUUACCGUAAUUAGUGGGGAGGAGCACUUCGAGGAUUAUGGAGAAGGGAAUGAAGCAGAUUUGUUCUCAGACAGCCUGUGUAACGGAGAAACCAGCUUUAGCAGCUCCUCUUUCCUUUCUCCCAGUCCAAAUAAAAGACUCUCAAGCAAGAAGGUAGCAAGGCACUUACAUCAGACGGGCACCCUGACUGCGGAUGCUAUGGAAGAACCUUUCUGUGACCACAUGGAGUGUGCGGAUGAGGACAUCACUGACAAGGUCGUCUUCCUGGAGAAGAGGGUAACAGAGCUGGAAAAGGACACAGCUGCAAAUGGAGAGCAGCACAGUCGGUUAAAACAUGAAAACCUGCAGCUGGUGCACAGAGCUAAUGCCCUGGAGGAACAGCUGAAGGAGCAAGAGUUGAAAGCAGAUGAGACGCUCCUAGAGGAAAUCAGAAAACAAAGAGAGCUCCUGACCAGGAUGGAGAGAGAGAAGAGUAUUGAGAUUGAGAAUCUGCAAGCCAGACUGCAGCAGCUGGAGGACGAGAACAGCGAGCUGAGAUCCUGCGUCCCUUGUCUGAAAGCCAGUAUCGAGAGGCUGGAGGAGGAGAAGCAGAAGUUGAUAGAUGAGAUAGAAGACCUCACUGCUCAAUUCAAUGAGGAGCAGGAAAGCAAGAGAAAAAUGGGAGACAAACUGACCCAGGAGAGACACCAAUUCCAGAAGGAGAAGGAGUCCACUCAAGAGCUGAUUGAGGACCUCCGAAAGCAGCUGGAGCACCUGCAGCUGUUCAAACUUGAAGCGGAGCAGCGAAGAGGCAGAAGCAGCAGCGUGGGUCUCCAAGAGUACAAUAGCAGGACACGGGAGACGGAGCUGGAGCAAGAGAUUAGGCGGCUCAAGCAGGAUAACCGCAAUCUGAAAGAACAAAAUGACGAGCUGAAUGGACAGAUUAUAAACCUUAGCAUUCAGGGAGCCAAGAACCUCUUCUCAGCUUCCUUCUCCGAGUCCCUGGCUGCAGAAAUCAGCUCGGUCUCCAGAGAUGAGCUCAUGGAGGCAAUUCAAAAGCAAGAGGAGAUUAACUUCCGCCUGCAAGACUACAUUGACAGGAUCAUUGUGGCCAUCAUGGAAACCAACCCAUCCAUCCUGGAAGUCAAGUAAAGGAAGCCGAAAGCUGCAGACUGUGUGCUGCUGAUCUGGGGUGGACUUGGCACACUGAGAGGCAAAGGAGAGACUUAGGAUGUCUUUGACCUCCAUGAAAGCACAUGAAGUGUCACUUCAGAUCACUGGGUGAAUUAAUCCAGUGUCCUGGGGAAAAAGAAAACCAGCAACAAAGCUUUGUUGUUGGAUUCUCUUUCAAGACCCUUGCUGGCUUUAAGGGGUGAAAGGGAAUCUGGAGAAUAAAUGGAGCAAAACGUGGAGCGGGAUGGGGGAAGGAAAGGACCUGCCUCCCUGUCGAUGGAACAUAUCAAACGGUGGGGCUGACAAAUGCUAACUGGAACUGUUGCAAUAUGUAACCCUGAAAUCCCUUUUGGCGCAUGGGUGGGGAAUAGGUCUAAGGAGUUAAGCAAAAUACAGGGCCAUGUAUAGAUUCAUUCUGCUGAAACUUUAAUGAAAAGAGAAUAAUAGUGGGGUGGAGAAGUUAGUUGAUUGACUUCUGAGAUAAUUUCCUGCCCUACCCUGCACAGCCCAGAAAUCUGCUUUGCCAAAGUGCCCAGGACACCCUUACUGAGGCAGAUUUGUGAAUAAGAAAUGUUCGUUCCACGCCUGUAGAAUGUUUUUGAACUUAGUGCAAAGUUCGUCCCUCAGCCUGCACAACUAGCACCAUCUCACACCCCCUCUUCCUGGGGGUUGCAGGCAGGAACCCUAGAUGACUUCUCCCCAUUUAGUGGGUGGAAGGAAGGGGGCAGGGGAAUGGCCGUCUUUGAUAUGGGGGUGUAACUGGAGUUCGACACGUGCCUCGGCAUUUGUAUUUUUGUUCUCUGGCUUGGUAACAUUUUACACAUAUGGCAUCUUCUUUAAAUUCACUGUUCAUCUGGCUCCAUUCCUCACGCAAUACAGAGCGGUGGCUUUCUUCAGCACUCCCCAUUCCUCUUCUGUGGCAUGCUCCUUCAGCAUCAGAUGUUAGCACUUCUCUAUCAAACCAUGGGACCUGCGUUGGACAGGACUGCAGUAAGGUAGCGAUCAGUGGGAGGGGUGAAAGCCACACAGCCGUCGAUGGAAGGACAGCGGCUCCCUAUCCUGCUGUUUCCUUGAGCGAGUGAACGAAGGGCUGUGAUUUCUUCAUGGUUAAUUAGCCUGCAUUGGAGCCAGCCUGGUAGCUGUUAUGUCCUCCUCACUUCUGCUGUAUGGCCCACAGUACCCAUGUAGCCACAGUAGUGCUCAGCCAUAAGUGGGCACGCAGCUGUUCAGGCUGGUCCCCUAGUGGUGCAACAGAGUAAGUUCUAGCAGAGGUGACCAACAUGAACCGUUCACACGCUUGUUUCGAGAGCCAAGGACCUCCGCCAUCGUCCCCUAUGUGCAUGAAUGCCAGUGUUACCAUGAAGUGUAUUGCAAUGAUCCAGUCAGAGGUGGGCUCUGCUGAUGAUACUGCAGCACUGGAGGUAGAGCCCUUUCCAUGCCCGGGUUCUCCCCAUUCUUGUGCUGCGAUGCACUUGGCUUGCUAUCACAUUCAUUGAGUAGCUUAGUGGCUCUAAACCACUAAACCACAGUGGCGGCUGCUGUUUUGACUUCUUAGACGACCGAGGCCACCUACAGUGUAGUGAUUACAACUGAGUCUUAUACCCCAGUGAAGGUGGUGCUCGGAAGCUAAGGGGUACAAUUGACUGGAGGCUGAAAUCGAAGGCCUCUGGGAAACAAAAACCAUAUUAACUUCAGACCCAUUCAGGCUAAUGUGAAAUGCAUUUUAAAAGUCUUGUACAAUGAAUCCGGUUUAAUGAAUUUUAAAACCUAUACAAUGCAUCAUUCAAUAAGUAAAAACAGUCAUUGAUUAAAAAUGCCUGUUCCCCUCGAGCUACCAGAACAACCUUCAGGCUAGCACAUACCCAAAUGAUCCAACUUCCUUGGCUUUGAUUUUGAUUUGACCUGUAACUGAAAGGCGGCCUGGUUCCAGGCAUAGUUGGCAUGUUGAAUAUACAGUAGAUUUCUAUUUUAAAGGGGGGGUGAUUUAAUUUUUAAACCACCUGGUUAGCUUUCAGAAGGGCCCUGUUAGCCAGGCUGAAUCCCAAAUUUGUACAAAAUAUGGAAAAUCCCGGUGCAUUGGUCUGCACUGGAACAUUCUAAAUGUGCUCAUCGGACUGGGACAUCUGAGCUGCUAGUCCAGCUGCUUACCAGGGAAACCAGAUCCAAAUCCUCCCUCUGCUGAGAGUUGGAGAGCGAUAAACACCACAGCCCCUUCGCUUCCCUAAAAUCCCCUUUAGGCCAUCGCAACUACUGAGCGGGCAUCUCUCUUUUAUUUUAUUCCAUGUCUGGAAAGUAAAAGCCCUUGGUCCCAGAUGGCUUUUUCCAGGGCAUAAGAAAUUGCAUAACUGGAUUCAUGCAGACCCAAAGGAUGAUUCUAACGUGGGUGAAGAGCCUGUGUGAGUGAGAAUAGCUGGGGGAUCCCAAAAACACACAGUGGUGCUGACAGUCCCUAUCUUUCCCAUUGUAAUGGAGAGAUGGUUUCAUGGGAUGCCUGUGCAAAAUGUCCAUCUUCAUACGGGUUUGCCUUCUAUUAAGUCUUUAACCCAGACUUACCCAGUUUUCAUUUGAAAACUAAAGUAAGAGAAAAAGCGACUCCAGGGACAGAUGGCAGCAGGUCACUGCUUUCAACUCCAUCUCCCCCAUGCAGGGUCUGGAGCUCCAGUCUCAUUGGGAUGUUCGAGAAGUCCCCAGUCACAUUCUGUGAACACACAAUGCCCUUGGUCUUGUCUUUUGUAAUAACUGCUGAGAGAGAUGAGACAACCUGCCUUCCAGUGAGGGCUGCGUUCUCUCUUCCCUGGACACCUGAGCAAUGAGCCAUCAUCUUCCUUCUCCCUCCCCACAUCCUUGUAUAGCAUCUCCCAGCAAGCCAAGAGCUCCUGCUCAUUCAUUCUCUAAGCUGUCCCCUUGUGGACCUUUUCCCUCCCUGAGCCUGCGGGAAGAAGCCACGUAAUGUACGUUUCCAGAAUAGCUUUGGGUGUAAAUCGGUGUAUACUUUGAGAGGGAAAUUUUUCUAUCUUGUAGAGUAGGUAUUUUUUAUAGAAUGGAGGUUGAUCAAUUUUUUUAAUACUUUAAAGAAGAGAGAAAUGUAUCUGUGUAUACACAUAAAUAUAUAUAUAUAUAUAUGUAUAAAUAUAUAAAUAUCGGAGAUCUGCCUUUCUCAACUUGGGAUCGUGUAUCCCCAGUUAACACAUUUUUUUUCUGUUGAUCACUAAGAGGUACUGUAACUGUAAAUAAAUCAUCGGGAAAAGAGUUUUAAACAAAAAAAGAAGCACUGACUUGCACACUGAUCAUGCUUUAAGCCCCAAGGAAAAACUGUACUUCCUGACAAAGUUCCCCUCUCCCUGCUGGUAUGUGAAGGAAACUCCAAACAAGAAGCAAAACCAGUAUUGUCUGAACUGAUGUAUUCUUGUCAAAUUAAAAGCUGUUACCAUUA
Malaclemys terrapin pileata is the source of this 6679-nucleotide messenger RNA. RefSeq names its product RAB11 family interacting protein 3 (gene RAB11FIP3). NCBI's taxonomy places the organism in Eukaryota, Metazoa, Chordata, Testudines, Emydidae. Gene Ontology annotation, molecular function: calcium ion binding. The transcript has 14 exons. Gene Ontology annotation, biological process: endocytic recycling; regulation of cytokinesis. Bases 670 to 3225 code for a protein of 851 amino acids. The record is from RefSeq and is a predicted model, not a curated record. Gene Ontology annotation, cellular component: midbody; recycling endosome membrane; cleavage furrow.